Messenger RNA from Plectropomus leopardus (leopard coralgrouper), 2161 nucleotides. RefSeq names its product serine hydroxymethyltransferase 1 (soluble) (gene shmt1). Gene Ontology annotation, molecular function: glycine hydroxymethyltransferase activity; pyridoxal phosphate binding. Gene Ontology annotation, cellular component: cytoplasm; nucleus; mitochondrion. The record is from RefSeq and is a predicted model, not a curated record. Gene Ontology annotation, biological process: tetrahydrofolate interconversion. Lineage: Eukaryota; Metazoa; Chordata; Actinopteri; Perciformes; Serranidae.
UGUUUUUGUUGUUGGAGCCUCGCGGGCUGAUUUCAGACCAGUGACGACAGUGACAGCGGCGCGAGACUCUGCGUUCAACCGAUUUCCCCUUUGCACGACCAGAAAAACUGCGACCAUGUCUCUGACAAACGGCCACUCUGUGAGCAAAGAAACGUGGGAUUCCCACAACACGAUGAUGCUGGAGCCUCUGUCCGUCAACGACUCUGAGGUGUUCUCCAUCAUAAAAAAAGAGAAGCACAGGCAGACGUACGGUCUGGAGCUGAUAGCGUCCGAGAACUUCGCCAGCAGAGCCGUUCUGGAGGCUCUGGGGUCCUGCAUGAACAACAAAUACUCUGAGGGAUACCCCGGUCAGAGGUAUUACGGUGGUACGGAGCAUGUUGAUGAGCUGGCGACCUGUCAGAAAAGGGCGCUGGAGACGUACGGUCUGGACUCAGAGAAAUGGGGCGUCAACGUGCAGCCGUACUCAGGUUCACCUGCCAACUUUGCCGUCUACACGGCCGUUGUGGAGCCCCACGGCAGGAUCAUGGGGCUGGACCUUCCCGAUGGAGGUCACCUGACGCACGGCUUCAUGACUGAGAAGAAAAAAAUAUCUGCGACGUCCAUCUUCUUCGAGUCGAUGCCUUACAAGGUGAAUCCAGAAACCGGCUACAUCGACUACGACAGACUACAAGAAAACGCUCGGCUGUUUCACCCCAAACUCAUCAUCGCAGGAACAAGCUGCUAUUCCCGCAACCUUGACUACAGCCGCCUGAAGCAGAUCGCUAAUGAGAAUGGUGCGUAUCUGAUGGGAGACAUGGCUCACAUCAGUGGACUGGUGGCUGCUGGAGUGGUGCCCUCGCCCUUUGAGCACUGUGACAUUGUUUCCACGACAACACACAAGACGCUGCGUGGCUGCCGCGCUGGACUCAUCUUCUACAGGAGAGGCGUGCGCAGUGUGGAUGCCAAAGGGAAGGAGACUCUGUACAACUUGGAGUCUUUGAUCAACCAGGCUGUGUUUCCAGGGCUGCAGGGAGGGCCGCACAACCACGCCAUCGCAGGUGUUGCUGUAGCUCUCAAACAAGCCAUGACGCCAGAGUUCAAGGCUUACCAGCUGCAGGUUCUCGCUAACUGCAAAGCUCUGUCCAGCGCCCUUAUUGACCACGGCUACAAGAUUGUCACCGGCGGCUCUGACAACCAUCUGAUCCUGCUGGACCUGCGCAGCAAAGGAACUGAUGGAGGGCGAGCGGAGAAGGUUUUGGAAGCCUGUGCCAUUGCCUGUAAUAAGAACACCUGUCCAGGGGAUAAGAGCGCUCUGCGGCCGAGUGGUCUGAGGUUUGGCUCUCCAGCUCUGACCUCCAGAGGCCUGACGGAGGAGGACUUCAAGAAGGUGGCCCAGUUCAUCAACAGAGGUAUCGAGCUGACCUUGGAGAUACAGAGAAGUUUGGAUCCUAAAGCUCCGCUGAGGGAGUUCGUCCAGGCGCUGUCUCAGGGAGAGAAGUUCCAGCAGCGAGUGUCAGAAAUCAGGACGGAGGUCGAAGCUUUCGCCGGGCAGUUCCCGAUGCCGGGCCUCCCUGAGCUGUAGACGCUGGACUGAUGAUUAUAACAAACGUUAUUAUGCCAAAUUUCCGUGGCGUGUUGUUUCGUGUGUAUGUUUGUUUUAAGUGUACACCUGUUAAAUCGGUCACUUCACAGCAGUUCAGCGUCGGGCAGAUUUGUCUGUAUGCAAAGAUGCUUUUUCAGACUUUUUAUUUUCCUCCAGUUUCGUUGCCACACGUUUAAGCUUUAAUACGGUCAGAAAUCACUGUUUCUUUUUUAUUUACUGUCCAAAGUUUUCUUAGAGACAGUUUCUUCAGAUCAAAAUAGGAAGUGUGGCAGAUAAUUUCCUACAUGAGCUUUCUUUUGUCAUUUACUGUAUACAUAAAUAAACUUGAUUUAAAAAAUGUUUUGUUUGGUUUAAGAAUCCAGAAUGAAUGUAAAACAGCUACUGUGAACCAUCUUUUAAUUUAACUGUAAACAGGUGAAGACUAAUUUAAAAAGAAAAAACUCAGCAAAAUGUACAUUCCUGCCUGUUUCUUUCUUUUUUUUUUUUUUUAAUUGACAUAUUUAUCAGGUAACUUGAGAACAUGGUCUGUUGUUUGCCAAAAGUACCUUGUCAACUCUGGAGAUAACUCAGUAAAAUAAA